Ficedula albicollis (Collared flycatcher) is the source of this 1441-nucleotide messenger RNA. RefSeq names its product tryptophan rich basic protein (gene GET1). Bases 1 to 510 code for a protein of 169 amino acids. The record is from RefSeq and is a predicted model, not a curated record. The transcript is spliced from 6 exons. Gene Ontology annotation, biological process: tail-anchored membrane protein insertion into ER membrane. Lineage: Eukaryota; Metazoa; Chordata; Aves; Passeriformes; Muscicapidae.
AUGAGGGGCGGCGCCUGGCUGCUGGUGCUCAGCGCCGUGUUCCUCUGCAACGCGCUCAAGAUCCUCCUGCCCUCCUGCUCCUCCGUCGUCUCCAGGCUGUUACAGAAGGAUGCAGAGCAGGAAUCCCAGAUGAGAGCUGAGAUCCAGACCAUGAAGCAGGAGCUUGCCACCAUCAGUAUGAUGGAUGAGUUUGCCAGAUAUGCACGGCUGGAGAGGAAGAUUAACAAAAUGACUGACAAGCUCAAAACCCACGUGAAAGCACGAACUGCCCAAUUAGCCAAAAUAAAGUGGGUCAUAAAUAUUGUAUUCUACAUACUGCAGGCUGCCCUGAUGAUCUCUCUGAUCUGGAAAUACUACUCUGAGCCUGUCACAGUGCUGCCAAGCAAAUGGUUGGCUCCCCUGGAGCGCCUGGUGGCCUUCCCUACAGGAGUGGCAGGAGGAGUGGGAAUUACCUGCUGGCUUGUGGUCUGCAAUAAAGUUGUAGCUAUCAUGCUGCACCCCUUCAGCUGAAGGAAUCCCAGCAAUCCAUGGACUCCUCAAUUGCAUUUCCAUUAUCACAGUGUUAAAUUCAUUGAAAAAGAAAAAGGGACAGUUAUCUUUCAUGAGACAAAGUCUGAGGCAAUCCCUGUUACUCCAUUUGAGUAUCAGUUAGUCCUUUUGAUUUCUCUUCCCAGAGUUUGUCUUUCAGUUUGGAAAGAGCAGCACUGCUGGUUGUAAAACCUCCCUUUGGGUUUAUUUGUGGCAAAACCACAAGGCUUUGUCAUGGCCUGUUGUCACCAACAUCUAAAAGUGUUGGAUUUGUGGUUUUAAAUUGGAAAUGUGCUGGCUUUAGGAAUUAAUUUGUCAGCUUGACUGUUUCUUUGCUGUAAAAUUUGGUAGCUUCACCCCCAGGUGGGAUCAUGUUGGGUGAUGCAGAGGGCAGAGGGAAGUUGUUUGCUUGGCUUGGGGCAAAAGAGAGUUUCCUUGUGAUUUCUUUACCCUAAAAUUGGAAUAUUCUCGAGCUCUCCUAAAAAAAAAUAGAUGUAUUUAAUCAAGAUUUUAUCUCUUAAGAGGUUUCUUCAGCUGCCAAGCACAGGCUCCUGUCAAUGCAGCUGAAGCCAGUGCUGUUCCUGCAGAGGUGAGGCUGAUUUAGCUUCCACUCUGGAAUUCCCCCAGAGGAAUGAUCUGUCCUGCUAUUCCAAGGCCUUUUCCUCCCUGCAGGAAGGAAAGGGCCAGGGCACCUCCAAAACUGGCACUGCCUUAAAAACCCGUUCAAAAGGUCAGAUUAUGUUGUGUGUUUAUAUAUGAAGUAAAUAUUUUUGUUUCGUUUUUUUAAAUGUUAAUUUAAAAAUUGGGAUUUUAUAUCAGGAAUUGCAUUUAGCCAAUGUGAAAAUAAAUAUCAUGUAAAAAAUGCUGUGAUUGAAUGUUAUGUAUAAUUGUGAUUUUAUUAAGGAAAUAAAGC